AUGGCUGACGAUGUCGACCUGACCAUUCCAGCCACGUCAUUGGCUUUAUGGAUGGCCUCUUCCGAGGUAGACCAGAAGGCACUGGGCAAUUUCGCGGCCGUCAUGGCCCUCGAAAGCCCAUUUCUCUCGGCCAUGUUGUAUAAGGUGCUCGGCCUAUCGGUAAUGCUAUCCAAGAAGCUUCUCCGAGCUCGCCGAUUACGCCGACUAGACACCACCCGCGACACCAAGUCACUUCAGCAAUACCACCACAUCAUCUGGCUUUCCCGAGAAGGCUUAAUAAUAUUAGAAGGAUAUAUCUUACCCCUGGUAAACGCAUUCGUCGAAUUGAAGGUCCUAUCAUACAAACUUCGGGCCUCCUUCUACCACAUCUUCGUCCUAUUUCACAAUCGCCCCAUCAUCAACCCACCAUACCCCUCCCAAAUUUCAAAACACGACUCGAUCUACGGUCCAGAUUCCUUGACCGCCCUUGGUGCUCUCAAUUACCCCAAACCACCCACUUCUCUCCCCCCAGGCCUAGCACCAGUCCAACCAAUCCCACCAGCCUCCUCAUUUCUCCUCCCUCCCCUCGACUACACCGCAACAGCAACAGCCUGCUUUAACCACGCAGCCCUACUAGCCGACAAACUCCUCCCGGGCUCACACCCCCUGCGCCUCUCAGUCAAGCUCGAAUACGCAGCCUAUCUGUACGACUGUCUCCAGGACCCCCUCGCAAGCCGCCGUCUUGCCAAAUACGCCAUCGCGGACGUCUACAAUGCCCAAGAAGGAAUGGACGACGAGAGCUUCGAAGACGCAGCCGAGAUCGUCGGCGUGCUGGGCAAGAUGGUCAAGCGCGGCGGGAAGCCAGGGAGUAGCACGGCGGGGAGCAGUACUUCGCACAUUUCGCGGAGCAGGAGCUCGCGCAGUCCUUCGCAUCUGGAUACGAGUGUUCCGACAACAAUUUCCCCGGUUACAGUUACGAAACCGAGUCCCGUUUCCGCGAUUAGGGUUGCUGUUGAGCCUGCCUUUCCAAAUGUCACCAUGAUGAAUCCGAUUUGA
This is a messenger RNA of Penicillium atrosanguineum, 1035 nucleotides long. It is a transcript of the gene erg27, whose product is annotated as protein erg27. Gene Ontology annotation, biological process: signal transduction. NCBI's taxonomy places the organism in Eukaryota, Fungi, Ascomycota, Eurotiomycetes, Eurotiales, Aspergillaceae. The transcript has a single exon. The record is from RefSeq and is a predicted model, not a curated record. Bases 1 to 1035 code for a protein of 344 amino acids. Gene Ontology annotation, cellular component: cytoplasm.